Eruca vesicaria subsp. sativa (arugula) is the source of this 828-nucleotide messenger RNA. The record is from the annotation of a GenBank genome assembly. NCBI's taxonomy places the organism in Eukaryota, Viridiplantae, Streptophyta, Magnoliopsida, Brassicales, Brassicaceae.
CUUUCUUCUCCAUUAAGAAGGAAUCAGAUUAGUGCUUAACCAACUUAACCCACAAGGGAUUAGAGAUUAACCAACUUAUGUUGUUGUUGCUUCAUUGAUUUGAGCAAUGGAUAACAGUUAUCUCCCCAUGGAUCCAGCUAUGGACUCUUCAUUCAUGGACGGUUUGCUUCUAGAUGGUUGCUGGUUAGAGACAACAACAGAUGCUUCUGAGUUCCCAAACUUUAGUCCUUCAACUUCCCUAGCCAAUGCCCCAUUUGAUCCUUCUUCCUUCAUGUGGCAAGACACAGCAGCAAUAUGUUCUUCUUCCACCUUAUCUCAGAUGUAUGGUCAGGGUGUUGCAGAAAGGUCUAGUCUUGAGGAUCUCUCUACCCUGAACAGACGGUGGUGGAUUGGUCCAAGUGGUGGUCAUGGCUUUUCUGUUAUGGAGAGAUUGGUUCAAGCAGUGAAACACAUUAAAGAUUUCACUAGUGAGAGAGGUGACUCUCUUAUACAGCUGUGGGUGCCUGUGGAUAGAGGUGGUAAGAGAGUUUUAACCACAAAGGAACAGCCUUUUAGCCAUGAUCCAAUGUCCCAAAGGCUUGCUCAUUACAGAGAGAUCUCUGAGAAGUAUCAAUUCUCUGCUGAACAAGAUGAUUCAAGUUCCAAGGACUUGGUUGGUUUGCCUGGGAGAGUUUUCUUGGGGCAGGUUCCUGAGUGGACUCCCGAUGUUAGGUUUUUCAAGAACGAGGAGUAUCCUAGAGUCCAACAUGCUCAGGACUGUGAUGUCCGUGGGACUUUAGCUAUUCCUGUGUUUGAACAAGGUAGUAAGACUUGUUUAGGUGUUAUUGA